AUGUCUUCAAUACCAACCUUCAUUUAUAAAGAUUUUGAAGAAUCAACAACGUAUAACUACAACAAAGUAUGGAAUUGGUACUUGAAUAACUUGAAAAAUGGUGAAUUUGAACAACUGCUACAUAAUACAAAGAACUCCACACAACUUGAUCAAUUCAUAGAUGAUUUAAAUGAUGGUGUGACGUUAAUACUGAUAAUUCCAAACAUUAUUAAUUCAACUAUAUUAUUACAAGAUUUAUUAACAAAAUUCUUUGAACAAAAUGGAUCUCAAGCCCCUAUAGAAGUCACAAUAACGAACCUGGGUCUUUUAAAACAAUCACAAUCAUCAAUAAUAAUGGCUUCUUCAAAUGUCAUAAAUAACACAGAUCUAAAAUCUCAGCAGUUUUCAUUUGGUCCAUUAUCAAAUUAUAAUCAAGCUGUUGAAUUGAACUCAAUUAUAUCUGGUGAAUCUGGCUAUACACCAAGUGAAAUUGAUCAACCAAUUGAACCAACAGCUCCUACAACAAUAAGUUCUUUAUCUCAUAAUGACAUGAUUGAUGAUUCAGAAAGUUCAAUAGAUUCAUUCCACCCAUCAGGUUCAAUCCCACCAAGUCCAAAAUAUUCAUUAACAAGAGUGACAACUAUUCAAAAUGAUGGCUCUUUGACUCAUGUUCCUAAUACCCCUAAUUCCUCAGAGAUCAAUUCACCAUUAAUUCAAGUGGAGACCAAAGAAUCUGAAGAUAUUGGAACUACAGAUGAUGAAGAAGGUAAAGAUGAUGUUGAGAGUUCUUCAUUCGUUGGUGAUGUGGAGAGUCAUGAUGUGAAUAGCGUUGUUUAUUCAGAUGACAGUUCUAUAGAAUCAUUGGAUUAUGUGCCUUCAAUGAUAACGGCAAGGACAAAGAAAUUAAACGUGAGGUAUAAAUUAAUAUUGAAUAAUAUCUUGUUUAGAGAUGAGAAUAAAGAGAGAAGAACUGCAAUUAGACAAAAUGAUGAAGAUGGAAUGUGUGAUGAUUGGCUACUGUAUGAUUCUAAUUUCCGGAUGGAUAAUCUUCAAUUAUUAGAUCUUCGUGGUGUUUUGGAAAUGAUGAAAUUUGAUUAUAAGAAACUAUUAUUUUAUGAUCUAGUUUUGGAAAAAAUGGAUAAUCAACAAGUUGAAGAAGAUGAAGACCUUGAUGAAUUUGAAGGUGUCCAAGAAAAUGAUUUAAAUGUUGUGGAAUUUAAUGGUAAAGAAGAAGUUGACGAACAUGAAGAUGAUGAAGAACAUGGUGAUCAUGAUGAUGAAUAUGGUACAGAGGGAACAUCAAUUAGGUUUACCCAAAACGAAUUAUGGUUCAAUCAAGUCUGA
Messenger RNA from Hansenula anomala, 1323 nucleotides. It is a transcript of the gene GIS4, whose product is annotated as Gis4p. The record is from RefSeq and is a predicted model, not a curated record. Lineage: Eukaryota; Fungi; Ascomycota; Saccharomycetes; Phaffomycetales; Wickerhamomycetaceae. The transcript has 2 exons. The coding region runs from base 1 to 1323 and encodes 440 amino acids.